AUUUACGUUAUAAAUGAUAGAACAAAAUGUAACGUUUUUGUAUAUUUUAUUAUAUUUAUAAAUUUUUAAUUAUAUAUGAUUAAAAUUUUUAAGUUCACUUCAAUAAUGUGAAAUAUGGACAAGAUCUGUUGAGUAUUGUAAGAAAUUUUGAACAUAAUAAAGUUCUGUGUGUUUUUUUUUACACGUUCCUCUUUAGAUUAAUUUUUAGUUAUUUCAGUUGUUCUUUAGUAAAUUCUGUGUCGGUUUUGCGGAGAAUAUAUUUUUUAUUAACAAAUUUUGUAGUUCUUUAUAAUCGCAAUAUUUUUUUUUAUUAAAAAUGCAGUCGCUUUUGCUCACAUCAUUACGACAUGGAAAAUGUGUUUCCAAUUCCUUUACAUUAGGUUUGACAGCCUCAUCGUCGAAGAUUUCAUGUUAUCGCAACUUGUCGACAUCAAAUACAUUGUAUAAUGAAAAUGCCAAAUCCUUUAAAAAGGGAUUUGAACAAAACAUAGUUUUGGUCGAUGGCGUUCGUACUCCUUUCUUACAAUCUUUUACCGACUACUCUAAAUUGAUGCCACACGAGUUAGCUCGUUAUUCUUUGAUCAAUUUGCUAGAUAAAACAAAUAUUAAUAAGGAAAUUAUUGAUUACAUCGUUUAUGGCACAGUAAUACAAGAAGUUAAAACUUCAAAUGUUGCUCGUGAGGCAGCCUUGUGUGCUGGUUUCAGCGACAAAACGCCUGCGCAUACAGUUACAAUGGCGUGCAUUAGCUCAAAUGUGGCUAUUACUACAGGUAUUGGUCUACUAGCGACAAAUACUUAUGAUGUGAUUGUUGCUGGUGGUGUCGAAUUUAUGUCCGAUGUACCCAUUCGGCAUUCGCGUAAAAUGCGUAGCCUUUUAUUAAGAGCUAAUAAGGCAAAGACACCAUUACAAAAAUUGAGUUUACUUGCAACUUUGCGGCCGAAUUUCUUCGUUCCAGAGCUACCUGCCGUUGCUGAGUUUUCUUCAGGUGAAACUAUGGGACAUUCUGCCGAUCGUUUGGCUGCAGCUUUUAAGGUGUCGCGCAAGGAGCAAGACGACUACGCGUUGCGUUCACACACCUUAGCUAAAGAAGCUCAGGAUAAAGGUUACUUCACUGACGUGGUUCCAGUUAAAGUGCCUGGCAGCACAAACUUUGUAGAAAGAGAUAACGGUAUACGAGUUUCCACACCAGAAAAAUUAGCUAAACUUAAUCCUGCAUUUAUUAAGCCAUAUGGCACCAUUACAGCAGCAAACGCUUCGUUCUUGACGGAUGGUGCAUCUGCUUGUGUACUUAUGAAAGAAGAGACUGCAAAGAAACUUGGCCUAAAACCCAAAGCGUAUUUACGUGACUUCCUAUAUGUCUCACAAGAUCCACGUGAUCAAUUACUUUUAAGUCCCGCUUAUGCUAUACCAAAACUUUUAAAAAAGACUGGUCUCACGCUUAAAGAUAUCGACACUUGGGAAAUUCACGAGGCAUUUGCUGGACAAAUUUUGGCGAAUCUAAAAGCUUUGGACUCCGAUUGGUUCUGCAAGAACUAUAUUGGACUUAGUGAGAAAUUUGGUACACCCGAUUUGAGCAAAUGGAACAGCUGGGGUGGUUCAUUGUCAAUUGGUCAUCCAUUUGCCGCAACCGGUGUCCGACUUUGCAUGCACACGGCAAAUCGUUUGGUACGUGAAGACGGGCAACUCGGUGUAAUUGCGGCUUGUGCUGCGGGUGGUCAAGGUGUUGCAAUGCUGCUGGAGAGAUAUCCUGGUGCUACUGCAGAUUAAAUACGCAUUUAUUACAAUUUGCACCCAUAUUCUUCCAUUUACGUUUAGACAGUGUGGCCUUCAGUAAGACAUCUUAGUCAUUUAAUAUUUAGGCAGUAAAGUGUUCAAUAUAAAGCGAUAUUAAUUCAAAUUUAGCAAAAAAAAAAUUGUAUCACAUUCUUUUUUCUUAUUAUUUUUAUGAUAAAAGCGAAUCUGUAUAUUAUUGCAUGUGUAGCCCUUUCAUAGUUUUAUUUAAUAAAGUGUAUAAAGAAAACAUUUCACAUGCACCUGUCCUUAUUUUUUUAUGAAAGAAUUGUUCCCAAUGGCAUAAAUAAAACAACAGGUUAUGAAUUUA
Messenger RNA from Bactrocera oleae (olive fruit fly), 2102 nucleotides. It is a transcript of the gene Mtpbeta, whose product is annotated as mitochondrial trifunctional protein beta subunit. Gene Ontology annotation, biological process: fatty acid beta-oxidation. The record is from RefSeq and is a predicted model, not a curated record. Gene Ontology annotation, molecular function: acyltransferase activity, transferring groups other than amino-acyl groups. Lineage: Eukaryota; Metazoa; Arthropoda; Insecta; Diptera; Tephritidae. Gene Ontology annotation, cellular component: mitochondrion.